Messenger RNA from Parnassius apollo (apollo), 525 nucleotides. NCBI's taxonomy places the organism in Eukaryota, Metazoa, Arthropoda, Insecta, Lepidoptera, Papilionidae. The record is from the annotation of a GenBank genome assembly.
AUGGCAUUUAAAAGCGCAAUUUCUUUAGAAACCCUAUACCCUACUAGUUCAUUAAAACUGACAACACCAGCUUUUACACCAGAUCCUAAAGAAAAGUUUUCUGGAUUUAUACCAAUGGAGAAAUUAGAUAUAACAUAUAGUGCUAGCUCAGGACCAGGAGGGCAAAAUGUAAAUAAGGUGCAUACAAAAGUAGAUCUCCGGUUUAAAUUAAGUGAGGCUGAUUGGUUACACCCUGAUAUUAGAGAGAAAAUGAUGGAAUUGCACGGCAAGAAGCUCACCAAAGAUGGAUACCUAAUCAUCAGGUCGGAUACGACGCGAUCCCAGCAGCUGAACCUGGCGGACUGCUUACAGAAGUUGCGUAACUUGAUCCGAGACGCCGCAAUCACACAGCGCCAACCCUCGCCCGAGACACAGGAGAAGAUUCGCCAGAGGCAUCUGAAAGCAGCCCGACUCCGCGUGGCGUUAAAACGCGAGGAGUCACUAAAGCGCGCCCUGAGGCAACCGCCCACUGUUGUGGACUUAUGA